AUGAAUAAGGAUCCUAAACCCCGUGUUAGAAAACGUGUAACUCAUAUUGUGACAGACAACAAAGACAGGCACAAUUACGGCAGUGAAAAGCCCCUCUUCGUUUACUGUUGUAUUUGUGGUCACAUGGCUCUUAUUCUUGACUGUGCUCUCGAGAAACUUCCUGAACGUCCUCGCGACAAGUCGAAGGUGAUUGAUGUUAAAAAACACGCCCACAAGAUCAUUGCCACUGAGGCAAGCGCGUCUAGUUCUGUUUACAUCCGUUGGACCGAUGGAAUUGAGAAGCAGUUUCGUCGCUACUGCAAAAGCUGUAGUCUUCUCUUGUUUUACAGGCAUGCUGUCAAGAAUCACGUUGCUGAGUUCAUCGUUCGAGGUGCUUUAACUCUUCAGGAGCGAAAUAUUGGUCUAUCAGCAUCCGCUUUGGCGUCAAGAACGGUGAAAUUGGAUGGUAAUGAUGCGGGAGAGGCAAAUGUCAAAUUACUGACUGCUCUCGCAUCGCAGGCUGAAGCUUUGGCCCAACAGGGUGGGGGUUCUUUGUCAUCGACUGUCAAUCCUUUGACAUUUGUGAAUUCCGGAGCUAAGUUGAGACGAUCGGUUCAAAAUCAGGAAACUACACAGGGUGUUGAUACCGCUGUAACUGUGUCAACCAUUGAAGACGAAGAAGAGGAAGCUGAAGCGAAGGAGGUGGCAGACUCUUAUGCUGCAAACGUUCGCGUCAUUGAGGCUCAGUUGAUGAGAAGAGGAGUUAUUAAACGUCGUCUUGUUGAUGAGGUUGGUAUUUCUUGGUCUUAA
Molecule: messenger RNA, 789 nt
Organism: Rodentolepis nana
Lineage: Eukaryota; Metazoa; Platyhelminthes; Cestoda; Cyclophyllidea; Hymenolepididae
Source: the annotation of a GenBank genome assembly